Messenger RNA from Carcharodon carcharias (great white shark), 2222 nucleotides. RefSeq names its product ankyrin repeat and SOCS box containing 18 (gene asb18). NCBI's taxonomy places the organism in Eukaryota, Metazoa, Chordata, Chondrichthyes, Lamniformes, Lamnidae. The transcript has 5 exons. The coding region runs from base 1 to 1317 and encodes 438 amino acids. The record is from RefSeq and is a predicted model, not a curated record. Gene Ontology annotation, molecular function: protein binding. Gene Ontology annotation, biological process: protein ubiquitination; positive regulation of protein catabolic process; intracellular signal transduction.
AUGGCCACCGAGAGCAAGCGGGGAGAAACGCGCCGAAUCAGGCCGGGUCCUGACUCCAUUCCCGAUCACCCCGUCGGCUCGAAGUUUGUGCAGGACCUAAAGCGUGCCCUUGCGCAGCAGGACCAGGAGUGGGUGAGCCACCUCCUCCAGCAUCGGGCUCAAUGUGUGGACGCCAUCAUCGAACUCUCCAACGAUGACUGGAUGAAGGACCCAUCUGCGCAAUUGGACCCACUCAUCCUGCUCGGUCUCUGGUCCCUGGAGUAUAAGCAAGAGCUGACCAGUCCUCUGUGCAUCGCUGCAAGACAUGGUUACACUGACUGCCUGCAGUACCUGCUCCAACGAGGAGCCAAGCCCAAUAUGAUUGUGGGGACAAAGAGCGCGCUACACGCAGCCUGCGAGAACGCGCACACAGACUGCACGGAAGUGCUGCUCGAAUACGGGGCCAACCCCAGGCUGCUGACAGAGGAGGGACUGUCCCCCUUGCACCUCUGUGACACCGCGCAGUCCUUCUGGUGUGCGAAACUGCUGCUGAAGUUUCGUGCAGAUGUCAACCAGUUGACUGAGGAGGAUCAGGAGAGUCCCUUGCAUGUAGUGGCCAGACGGGGUCUGCACAAUCAUGUCCACCUCUACCUAAGAUACGGGGCCUCUGUGAACGUCAUGAAUGUCCACCUGGAAUCACCGCUGGGCAGCGCCUGUGCAAGUGCGUGGCGACUGGAGAGCCAGGGGGACUAUCUCCAGGUGUGCAAGGUCCUUAUUAUGUACGGUGCCAAUGUGAACUCUGUAGACGACGAGAAGCGGAGUCCACUCCACAAGGCUUCCAAGAAUGCCAGCCUCCAGCUGGUCCAGCUCCUGCUGAGGCACAAUGCGGAUGUCAAUGCCAUUGACUACAACGGGUGCUCUCCUCUCGCCAACGUGAUCCAGACUGCGCCUUUUAAAGAAGAGCUUAACCCUCAAUGGACCGUCCAAACCUUGCUCAACUAUGGGUCCCGCAGGGUGUGGCCAGCUGCCUUUCCCAAGGUGAUAAAGAGUUGUGCUGCCUCUCCCAAGACCAUCGAAGUCUUGUUCAAUUCAUAUCAACAAAUCCAAGUCACCGAGAAAUGGAUGGAGGAAGUCCCAGAGGAGUUAUUUCAGCUUCACCAGCCAUUCUAUGAGUCACUCUUUGCUCUGGCCAGCAGUCCUCGCUCCUUGCAACACCUGUGCCGGUUUGCUGCCAGGAAGCUGUUUGGCAACCAAUGCCACACCCUCAUCCCCAGGCUGCCAAUUCCAAAAUGCUUGUGUGGAUACCUACUCCUGGAGCCAGAAGGCCUGGUAUAUUAAUCCUUCGUUCUCAUUGUCCCCUCAUCCCUUUCACUGCAAAACACACCAAAUGCAAACAACAUAAAGGACCAUCUGGAGUCUCCAACAUUGGAACUUGGACUAAAAGGGUGAAUAUAGGAGGACAGGUUGAAUAUAUCUUUGACUUAAUGGAAGACAGGUCAGCGGGAAGGGUAUGGUGGUCAGAAUAUUUCUAAUGGUGCAAUCAUUAUCAGUGGGCCCAUCCCAAGGUUUCUGUGGUUUUGACAAAUCUGAUUUUUGCCCCCCAAUUGUCAUCCCCCCCCCCCCUCCCCAGCCUGACCCAUAACCAUCCUGAAGUUGGAAUCUCUUGCCUGGGAUCAGUUUCAUUCCUGCUGGAAAUACUGCGGCAUCCAGUUCAAGUAGAUGUGUGUCAUGUAACCCCAUCCUCCAAUACAGCACCAGGAGCACUAAUAUAGUGGCUCAGCAAUAGAAAUCAAUUAGUAUGGCUGUAAGGAGAAAUCACAGUGAAUGUUUUCCCUGAAACUGAGGUUAAAGUACUAUUCAAGUUGAUUUGGAAGAAGCUGUUCUCUGGGUGUUCAACUCGUCUGCUGUGGCUGGCGGGGGAGGGUUUGAUGUGGUCACUCAAGUGACACAACUUCCCAUUCAAGUGGAAAGCCGAAUAUGUUCUAACCUCAGCACAUGUUACUUUAGCAAACAUGAAUGUGCCAUGCCAAAUCUCACAGUGAUGUAGUGACAUGUUUGGGAGCAUGUAUAAUAUAUGUAUUUUAUGCAAAGUCUUAUGCAUGUGUGUAGCAUGUGGUUAGGAACUGUCAAAACAUCUGUAUUGAAAUUAAUUUCCAAUUUGCAAUAUAAGUGUAGAAUGUGUGAUCACAAACACUGAGAUUUUCAACCCAUGUGUUGCCUUGGUAAAUAUAAGGGGGAAAGUA